AUGUUAGAGGCAAUUCCAGAAGCUGAAGAAAUAAAGAAAACAUUAUUUGAUAUAGAUCAAGAUAGUUCCCCUGGUCCUGAUGGUUUUUCAGGUUGUUUCUACAGAGCUUGCUGGGAAAUCAUUAGUCAAGAUGUAGUUGAAGCCAUUCAAUUUUGCUGGAGAAGAAAGUUCAUUCCCAAAGGCCUAAAUUCCAAUUUUCUGAAUGGUACUUUGAUGCACAAAUUGGUGUCUCCACAACAAGUUGCUUAUGUUAAGGGCAGAUGCAUUCAAGACCAAAUCUUAUUAGCUUCAGAAUUGGUGAAUGGGAUGACUAAGAAAAGAAGAUGUGGAAAUGUAGCUUUAAAAUUGGACAUUUCCCAAGCUUAUGACUCUGUCAGCUGGGAGUUUUUGUUUAAAGUGUUGCAGAAAUUUGGUUUUUCAAAAAAUUGGUGUGAAUGGCUUCAUAUUCUAUUUCAAUCUUCAAAAUUCUCAGUAAUGUUAAAUGGAGGUCCUUGUGGUUUCUUCUCAGUGGGAAGAGGAUUGAGACAAGGUGAUCCUUUGUCUCCUAUUUUAUUUGUUUUAAUGGAAGAAGCUUUGAGUAGAAGAUUAUCUCAAAUGGUGCAAGAUGGCUUGAUAUGUCCAAUGGUUGAAAGAAAAGGUAUUCAUCCAACUCACUUAUUCUUUGUAGAUGAUGUGUUUAUCUUCAUUAAUGGUGUUAAGAAGAGAAUCUUAAACCUUAUGAAACUUCUUGAGGAUUACCAAAAAAUCUCAGGUCAAAUUAUAAAUAAAAGUAAAAGCAAGUUGUUCAUAGAUGACACUUCAGAUUUAAGGAAAAAUCAGAUAAAGGAGAUCAUUCAGAUGGAAAGGAGUGCUUUCCCUGACAAGUAUCUUGGAGUGAUUCUUACAUCUGGAAGGAUAAAAGUUUCCAAUGUUUGGCCAAUGGUAGAAAUGAUGAAAAGAAAGUUAGCCUCAUGGAAAGGGAUGGAGAGACAAGAAAGUACAAUAAAUUUUCUUGGAAAAAAGUUUGUACACCAUUUAGUGAAGGUGGAUUGGUACAAAGACAAAAAUGGUCAAUGGAGCACUAAGUGGCAGAAAUAUUCAGUUUGGCCAGGUUUGAAAUGGGCAUGGGAAGCUCUUGAAGAAGAUACUAGAUGGAUUAUUGGUAAUGGAAACAAUAUUUACGUCUGGUUUGAUCAUUGGUUAGAAGUUGGUAUUCUCUUUGAUAGAUUCAAACAUCAUAGGUGCUUGACUGAGAACUUAAACUUGAAAGUUUCAGAUAUUUUGUCUAAUGGAGAAUGGUCUUAUAAUGAUGAGCUUCAUCAAAUUUUUCAUCAUCUUAAGUUGCCUGAAAUUCUUGGUGGUGAUGAUAUUUUGGUAUGGACAAGAAACUUAAAAGGUGAAUUCUCAAUCUCAGAUGCAGUAUACAAGUUAAGACACAAGGAACGGUCAGUUAACUGGUCAAAGUUCUUAUGGACUCAUUUUCUUCAUCCCUCAGUGGCUAGCAAUGUGUGGAAGCUUAUACAAGGUAUAUACACUGAUGACAAAAUUAUGGUCAAAAAUGGAUAUGAAAUGGUCUCAAGAUGUUGCAUUUGUGAAACUGAAGAAGAUAGUAUGAAUCACUUACUCUGGAAAUGUAAUUUCAGUACUGAAGUUUCUGAUUGGAUAUGCUCUAUAUUUCAAUUCAAAGCACCAAAAACUCUUGAAGACAUAUGGAAAUGUACCUCUAGUUGCAGUCCACUUAUUAAACAAGUUUGGAUUUCAGCAGCCUGUAUUAUCCUAAAAGAGCUUUGGUUUCAGAAGAACAAGAGAUUUUUUGAAAACAUUAAGCCUAAUAUGCAAGGAUUCAAGUGCAGAGUGAUGCAAUUAGUGAAUGAAGGUGGUCUGAGAAUGAAUGGUUUUGGUGUAGUAGUCAGAGAUUCAGCUUGUCAGGUAUUAGGUACCCUCUCUGGAGGUAUUAGCAUUGCUUCAAACUAUUUAGCUGAAUCUUAUGGUAUUAUGUGUGCAUUGGAGCUGGAAGUUCAAUGGAAUCUGCAGAAGAUAAUUAUAGUAUCAGAUUCAAAAUCUGUUCUGGCUGAAUUUGCUCAGGGGAGAGUGCCAUGGUUUCUAAAGGGCAGAUGGCUUUUGGCUACAAGCAAAAUCAAAAAGAUUCAGUAUAAACAUUGUUACAGGGAGAUUAACUUUUCUGUAGAUUGUAUGGCAAAGAAGGGAGCAUUAUUAGCUGCAGGGGAAAGACAAAUUCAUAUGGGGAGACCCCAGUGUUUGCCAAGAGUAGAAAUGCCAGAUGUUGAUUACUUUAGGUUUGAUUAA
Papaver somniferum (opium poppy) is the source of this 2286-nucleotide messenger RNA. RefSeq lists its product as uncharacterized. The transcript is spliced from 5 exons. The record is from RefSeq and is a predicted model, not a curated record. The coding region runs from base 1 to 2286 and encodes 761 amino acids. Gene Ontology annotation, molecular function: nucleic acid binding; RNA-DNA hybrid ribonuclease activity. NCBI's taxonomy places the organism in Eukaryota, Viridiplantae, Streptophyta, Magnoliopsida, Ranunculales, Papaveraceae.